AUGAAGUUUGCCAAAGAGCUGGAGCAGGAGUUGGUUCCUGAAUGGCGAGCGAAGUAUCUCGACUACAAGGGCGGCAAGAAGAAGAUCAAGGCAAUCAGUCGUGCCCUCAAGCAGGCACACCGGAGCCCUCGAACACCGUCCUUUCGUCAAAGUACUACGUUCUCCCAUGGUGCGACAUUAACACCAUCAAACACCGACAAGCAGCUCGACGCUGGAGAGCUCAUCGAUGCGACGACCCUUCAGGGAACUGGCGCCAAUUCGUCCUCGAAGACCCGCAACAUACCCUCCCCAAGAACAGAGCGCCAGCCGCUUCGAACACCAGGAUCACGAUUCUCAGAAACCGCUGGUAGCUAUGGCAGUAUACUGGCAACACCGCCACAGCAGCACGGUCACGCCUCGGAUGCUGCUUCCUUCGAGCUUCCUGACCCUGCACUGGAUCCAGAUGAGGAGUACAUGCCACCACAGGAUCAGCAAGCUCGCCAGGGAGUCAGAACGCCGUCCCCUGUGGCGACUCGAAAUGCUGCAUUUCGUGAUCUACCAGCGCAUGCCGUGGACGGCUCGCCCGAGCAGCCGCCUCUAGCACGUCAGCCAACUGCCCAAAGCCCACAACAAGGCAAACCUUUGACCAAGUCAACUUCGAUGAAUCGUACAUCGCAGCUCAUGCGGCGUGUCUUCUCUCAAUCAGAGGUGAACACACUUGGUAAAGGAUCACCGGCUGACACGAGAUCAGAAGUCAAAAAGCAGGAAGACGUAUUCAUGGCGUACCUGGAUGAGGAGCUAAAGAAGAUCGAUGAUUUUUACCAAAUGAAGGAGCGGGAGGCCGCUGCAAGAUUGCAAGUUCUUCGCCAACAGCUGCACAUCAUGCGGGAUCAGCGCAUCCAGGAAGUAUAUGAAGCCAAACGGGCGAACAAACGACGCAACGUGGACUCUCAAAACGGACAAAGUGGACUAAGGGCAUUGAACAGCUCCCGGCUGAAGGAUACUUUGACGGGUAAGGUUCAUUUCGGCAAGAAUUCACAGGCACUGGCCCAGAUGGCCACACCAAGGAUGCCAGCUCGCGACCGGGAAUUUAUUUCAAAUCGACGAGAUUUCAUGCGGCGGCAGGAACCGCCGAAUAAUGAUGUCUCCUAUCGAUCUGCCAAGCGCAAGCUCAAGCAUGCUUUGCAGGAGUUCUAUCGUGGAAUCGAGUUGCUGAAAGGCUAUGCCUAUCUCAACCGAACCGCCUUCCGCAAGAUCAACAAGAAGUAUGAUAAAGCUGUUAACGCCCAGCCACCGCUGCGAUAUAUGACCGAAAAGGUCAACAAUGCCUCGUUUGUGCAAAGUGAUGUGCUGGAGACAUUGAUGUCGGCGGUGGAAGAUUUGUACGCUCGAUAUUUCGAGCGUGGUAACCGCAAGAUUGCUGCCUCCAAGCUUCGUCACACAAUGAAGAAGUCGGGCGAUUAUUCUCCCAGUACAUUCCGCUCAGGUCUUCUGCUUACGGCCGGUACCCUGUUUGCUAUUCAGGCUCUGGUCUAUGCUUCACGGCACUUACGAGAUGAUGAUGUUCAAGUACAGGUGUGGACUAGUUAUCUACUUCAGAUUUAUGGCGGGUAUUUCCUAAUCGCGUUCCAUGUCUUACUUUUUUCCUUGGACUGUAUGGUCUGGACCAAGUCGAAGAUUAACUAUGCAUUUGUUUUCGAAUACGACACCAGGCACACCUUAGAGUGGCGCCAAUUGCUCGAGAUUCCAUCUUGUUUCAUCUUUCUUAUGGGUCUUUUCAUGUGGCUUAACUUUUCGUGGAUUAAUGCCAUGUACAUAUACUGGCCUGUUGUGCUGAUUGGCUUGACGCUCAUCAUCAUCUUCCUGCCUGUCCGUGUUCUGUACCAUCGCAGCCGCAAGUGGUGGGCCUUCUCUAACUGGCGACUACUGCUUGCUGGAAUAUACCCUGUUGAAUUCCGUGAUUUCUUCCUGGGCGACAUGUACUGCUCUCAAGUAUAUGCCAUGGGGAACAUCGAGUUGUUCUUUUGUCUAUACGCUUCCCACUGGUCCAAUCCAGUGAAGUGUAACUCUUCUCACUCCCGACUCUUGGGAUUCUUCACCACUCUGCCGGCGAUAUGGCGAGCCUUCCAAUGCAUUCGUCGUUACGCGGAUACUAGGAAUGCCUUCCCUCAUCUUCUGAAUUUGGGAAAGUAUGUCUUCAGUAUCCUCUACUACGCAACCUUGAGCAUGUACCGCAUUGAUCGACACACUCGUUUCCAGGCAGCGUUCAUCACCUUUGGUCUUCUAAAUGCUGUCUACGUAUCUGUCUGGGAUCUGAUCAUGGAUUGGAGUUUGGGCAACCCAUAUGCCAAACACAAACUCCUUCGUGAAGUGCUCGCCUUUCGUCGCGUAUGGGUUUACUAUGUUGCAAUGGCCUUGGACGUCAUCAUCCGAUUCAACUGGAUUUUCUACGCGAUUUUCGUUCACGACCUCCAGCACUCGGCUGCUCUCAGCUUCGUCAUUUCCCUGUCCGAGGUUUUCCGUCGUGGAAUGUGGUCUAUCUUCCGUGUCGAGAAUGAACAUUGCACAAACGUGCUUUUGUUCCGAGCCUCGAGAGACGUGCCCCUUCCAUACGACGUGCCUGUGCCUGUGCCUGCCGUCCAGAUCCCAGGCCUUGAUGGCGCACAGCCGGGUGAUAUGCAGCUGCAAGAACAGCCUGCUCCAACAACACCCUUUAUGGCACCGGGAGAUGUUGAGACCGGAACACCAUCCAUUUCGACCCUGCGCGCUCGGAACCGCCAUCCCAGUUUCGCGAAAGCGGUCGGCAAUGCCAUGUCUACGGCACACGCACAGGACUUCCAGAGAAGACGCCUCGCAACUGAAAUGUCCAGCGCGACCGUGAGUCAGGAUAUAGUCCAUGCCGUUGGUGACUCAAGUGAUGAUGAUGAUGAUGAUGAUGAUGAUGAUGAAGGUGUGAUGGACACCGAUGAAGACUCGGGGUCGACUGUUGAGAACUCGUAUGAGGACACCCAGCAAACCUCUCGCCCUCGCUCGCACAUCGACCGAAUCGUCGAAUAG
Messenger RNA from Penicillium atrosanguineum, 3036 nucleotides. RefSeq names its product SPX and EXS domain-containing protein. Gene Ontology annotation, biological process: cellular response to phosphate starvation; phosphate ion transport. Gene Ontology annotation, molecular function: inositol hexakisphosphate binding. The record is from RefSeq and is a predicted model, not a curated record. Gene Ontology annotation, cellular component: cytoplasm; plasma membrane; Golgi apparatus. NCBI's taxonomy places the organism in Eukaryota, Fungi, Ascomycota, Eurotiomycetes, Eurotiales, Aspergillaceae. Bases 1 to 3036 code for a protein of 1011 amino acids. The transcript is spliced from 7 exons.